AAGAUCCGGAGAUCCGGAGCAAACGAGCGCAGUAGUUGAGACGCCACGUCGGCAGAACCAACAAGAUAAACCGUAUACUUUUUUUUUUUUAGGAAAAGUUGGAAGCCUCAACAAGUACGAUUAUACGUGCGUUGCAAUAGAGGGCAGGGCGUUAUUCGUAAAGAGCAGCGUUUAAUAUAUAUAUUUUUAACAAAAGUAAGAACUCAGAGGCGGAACAUUGCGAUAGUAUUUCUCAAGGAGACAAACGAGCGCACCAGUUAUUCUUUGUCUCAGGUGCGUUUUUUUUUGAAGACGUAGCAUUCUGUUCUGCAAGCGGCCAUCCGAAAGUACUGGAAACAUGGUGAAGAAGGUGAAUGCCACCCCAGAGCCCCAGCCUGAAGGUUGUCUUAUUGGAGAAGAACUGGAGCACACUGAAAAUGACCCCACAUCAGAUGAGGGAAAGGAUGAAGGGAAGGAGCACCCCGUGGCCCAGCCAGGCAUGAUCUGGCGGGUCGGGGGUGGCCUGUUCAGCGCCAGUAAAACAAUGGUUGGCGCCACGGUAGGAGGAGUCGCCUGGCUGGGUGGGAAGAGUCUGGAGUACACCAAAUCAGCAGUCACCUCUGUCCCCUCAAUAGGUGUCGGCCUGGUGAAAGGGGUUGCUGGGGGCGUGUCAUCGGUUGCUGGGGGCGUGUCAUCGGUGGGUUCCACUGUAGCCAGCAAAGUUCCGUUCAGAUCCAAGACUAAGGACAAGGCAGAGUGAGGAGGAGGAGAUGAUGGACACAACACACAAUGCAUUGCCCCCCCCCCCCGACUGAGCCAUAAGAGGAUGUGAUGAGUUGAGACAAAGCUAGUCACCGUGUUUUCAAAGUUCAAUGGACAUUUAUUUUACUUCUGUUAGUUUGUACAGCACAUCCACUAAGUUGUACUUGGGGAACUUGUUCAGCAGAGCCUUCUGUAGCCUCCCCUUUUCCCCUUUUAUGUUCUGUUCUCUUAGUCUGUAACCAUGUUUUUAUGCAAGUCAUAAAGUCAUAUCGUAUAAACAUUUUAAAAUCACAACAGCUGUGAUGGAAACAGGUAGUUUUGGUAAUUUGCUAUUUAACGCAACUGUUAUUCUGACAACUAUAGGUAGUUGAAAAUGAGAAGAAACAUUGAACUUGAGAUUUUUAUUGGUACAUGAGAACUUCAAGGGAAAAGUACAUUUUGUGUGUACUACGUCAUCACACACUAACUUAUCUGCAACAAGUAUGUUUGGUGGAAACGCCAUUGGUGGGAAACGCGUGUUUUCUUUAUUUGAAUAUUCGCAUCAAAAUCAGUCGCCAUUUGGAUGGAAACGUAGCUGGUGUUGAGGGAGAUUCUUGUUAUUCAGGGCAGGGCUCACAUGCGUCCCCUUUAUCUGCUGUCCUUACCCCCCCUCCGUUUGCCCUCAACACAAUUUUGCUGUGCAAUGUGUACAAGGGCUCGUCAUCUAAUACAACAUGGGCCCCUGAAGCCUAAAGACAUUGUCUAGCAGUUUGAGACAGACAUGCUAAGCUGGGUUCUUCUCCAACCAACUAAAGCCUGGUUUAUGAUGUGCUGGUAUUUUUGUUUGAUCUGUUGUGAGAGCUGUCCUAACAGAACAUUGCUCAUUUCAAAAUGCUACCAUGAACAUGUGUUGAAGAUAUAGCUGUUUAGGACUUCUGAAAGAGUUUGAUAGCAUUUACAAAAUAAGAGUUGGUGGUAUAUAUUCCGAGAGAGACAAGGGCCCUGUUAGGUUGCGGUGGUGGCAUUAUAACUUGGACCUUCGUUUUUUCAAUUGAUUCAUAUAUGAACUGGAAAUGUCAUCAAUUUUAUAUAAAAAAAAUAUUUAUUGAUGAAAGGCUAGUUUCUCUACUGCCUGUCUGUUUUGGCCCUUUUAUGUUUAUGUGAACAUUUCUAUGGAUAUUCAGCAUUUCAAUGCAACAUUUUGGGUUUGUCUGUCUGCAUUCUGCCAUGACUGGGCUGUUGCUGGUAGAGAAUGCUGAUGUGAAUGACUUGUAUGUUUACUUUCUGACAUGGUAUUAAAGUGUCAUAGGGAAGUUUAA
This is a messenger RNA of Oncorhynchus masou masou (cherry salmon), 2039 nucleotides long. RefSeq names its product transmembrane protein 263-like. Bases 338 to 739 code for a protein of 133 amino acids. The transcript is spliced from 3 exons. Lineage: Eukaryota; Metazoa; Chordata; Actinopteri; Salmoniformes; Salmonidae. The record is from RefSeq and is a predicted model, not a curated record.